Torulaspora delbrueckii is the source of this 2094-nucleotide messenger RNA. Its product is annotated as bifunctional protein GAL10. Gene Ontology annotation, cellular component: cytosol. Gene Ontology annotation, biological process: beta-D-galactose catabolic process via UDP-galactose, Leloir pathway. The transcript has a single exon. Bases 1 to 2094 code for a protein of 697 amino acids. Gene Ontology annotation, molecular function: carbohydrate binding; UDP-glucose 4-epimerase activity. NCBI's taxonomy places the organism in Eukaryota, Fungi, Ascomycota, Saccharomycetes, Saccharomycetales, Saccharomycetaceae. The record is from RefSeq and is a predicted model, not a curated record.
AUGGACAAAAGGCUACGUUUGGUCACCGGAGGUGCAGGUUACAUUGGAUCGCACGCAGUUGCUGAGUUGAUUGAGAAUGGGUAUGAAUGUGUUGUGGUUGAUAAUUUGUGCAACUCAUCUUACGAAUCUGUGGCUCGCUUAGAGCUAUUGACAAAACAUUACAUUCCAUUCUGCAAGGUGGAUCUAUGUGACCGCGAGGGACUGGAAAAAGUGUUCCAAGAGUACAAAAUUGAUUCUGUCAUUCACUUCGCUGGUUUGAAAGCUGUUGGGGAGUCUACAAAAAUUCCCUUGACGUACUUCCACAAUAAUAUCCUAGGAACGUUGGUUCUUCUGGAAUUGAUGGAAAAGUACCAUGUUGAAAAGCUGGUGUUCUCGUCCUCGGCAACUGUGUACGGAGAUGCCACGAGAUUUCCUAAUAUGAUUCCAAUUCCUGAAGAGUGUCCAUUGGAUCCAACUAAUCCUUAUGGUCACACGAAGUUUACAAUUGAGAAGAUUUUGCAGGAUCUUUACGCUAGCAACACGAAUAUCUGGAAAUUCGCUAUCCUGCGUUAUUUCAAUCCUAUUGGCGCUCAUCCAUCAGGACUAAUUGGUGAGGAUCCUUUGGGUAUUCCAAACAAUUUGCUUCCAUACAUGGCUCAAGUCGCUGUUGGCAGACGUGAAAAACUGUAUGUGUUUGGUGAUGACUAUGAAACUAGAGAUGGUACACCAAUUCGUGAUUACAUCCAUGUGGUAGACUUGGCCAAGGGUCAUAUUGCAGCGUUGAAAUACUUGGACGCACACAGUACUGACGGGUUGUGUCGUGAGUGGAACCUGGGAUCAGGUACAGGCUCUACUGUGUUCGAAGUACACCGCGCUUUCGCUAACGCUUCAGGCAAAGAGAUCCCAUAUGAGGUCACUGGAAGAAGAGCAGGUGACGUGGUAAACUUGACAGCCAAGCCGGAUAGGGCAAAAGAGGAACUUAAAUGGCAGACUCACCUUGAUGUCGGCAUGGCUUGUACCAAUUUGUGGAAAUGGGCAACGGAAAAUCCUUUUGGCUAUCAAUUGAAGGGUGUACAUGCUAGAUUUGCAGAGACGGAAAAUGAUUACGAGUCGAGGUUUAUCACCAUAGGUGCUGGCACUAGUUUUGAGGCAACCGUGGCUAAUCUUGGGGCAACUUUGGUUGAUUUGAAGGUUAAUGGACAAUCUGUUGUAUUGGGUUAUCCAGAUGGAAAGGGUUACAAAGAGGGCAACUGUUACGUUGGUGCGACGAUUGGUCGUUACGCUAAUCGUAUCGCCAAAGGCUCGUACAAUUUACCAGAUGGCGCUCACAGGUUGAGUGUGAAUGAUGGCGCAAACACAAAUCAUAGCAGUAUUAGUUCGUUCCACCAGAAAACUUUCAUGGGACCUUUGGUUGAUAAUCCCUCCAAGGAAAUAUACACUGCAGAAUUCUUAUUAUUAGAUGGUGAGUCGCAGACGAACGAAUUCCCAGGAAAGCUGCAUGUGUCUGUCAAAUAUACUUUGAAUGUGUUGGAAAAGUACCUCGAUAUUGCUUACGAAGCUCAAUUGCUCGAAGGGGAAGCCACCCCAAUUAACAUGACAAAUCACACAUACUUUAACCUGAACAAGAUCUACAACGACCAAUCUUUCAGCGGUACGGAAAUUAAGGUUGUAUCGAACAAAGCUGUAGAUGUCGAUUCGGCUGGAAUUCCAACUGGCGAAAUAGUGCCCAAAGCUAUUAGCACGCUAGAUUCCACUACCAGCACGGUUUUGCGUAACGAUGGUCCUUCCUAUGAUAAUUGCUUUAUUGUGAGUGAAAACGAAAAGUUGAACUCAACAGACUCCACUCGCGACAACGAACUAAUAGUGGUUGCCGAGGCCGCUCAUCCUGAGUCAGGUAUCUCCCUAGAAGUUCUUACCACAGAACCAUCCUUUCAGCUCUACACUGGUGACUUCCUGUGUGGCGCUUUUGCCCCACGAUCUGGAUUUGCGGUAGAACCUGGCAGAUACGUUGAUGCUGUAAACAUGGGAAAAUGGAGAAAUAAUGUCAUUCUGCAACGUGGUGAUGUUUACGCUUCCAGAAUCCAAUACCGUUUCAAAAACUAUCAUGAUUUGUAA